GAAUUGCCCUCUCUUUCCGGUUCCGGUUCCCUCGUCGCUCGGAGAAGUUGCUACGUGUCUUUCUGAAAGCCUUCGCUGGUCGUUGAGGAGUCAGAGCGUCGCGGAGAAAGUCGGAAGGAAGUUCGCCAUGGAUCAAGUAAUGCAGUUUGUGGAACCCAGCCGCCAGUUUGUGAAAGACUCCAUCAGACUUGUUAAAAGAUGCACAAAGCCAGAUAGGAAAGAAUUCCAGAAGAUUGCCAUGGCUACAGCAAUAGGUUUUGCGAUAAUGGGAUUUAUUGGAUUCUUUGUAAAACUAAUCCACAUUCCAAUCAACAACAUCAUUGUGGGUGGCUGAAUCCUUCACGGAGUCUUAGUAUUGGAUAUGUCAUCACACGAGAAGCUUUCUGGCUUUAAAUCAUCUUUUAUUGUUUGUCAGUAUAAACCAGUUUUUAAAGAACAACUGUUGCGGCAUUCUGUUUAGUUAAUACAAGCACAUCUUGAUACA
Messenger RNA from Anolis sagrei ordinatus, 484 nucleotides. It is a transcript of the gene SEC61G, whose product is annotated as SEC61 translocon subunit gamma. Gene Ontology annotation, molecular function: transmembrane protein transporter activity. Gene Ontology annotation, biological process: protein targeting; post-translational protein targeting to membrane, translocation. Lineage: Eukaryota; Metazoa; Chordata; Lepidosauria; Squamata; Anolidae. The record is from RefSeq and is a predicted model, not a curated record. Gene Ontology annotation, cellular component: membrane; Ssh1 translocon complex.